AGCGAGCAGCAAACACCGCACAUGUGCAGUAUGUGAGGAGCAGAGCGUGCACGUCGAUCGGGGAUACAGGAGAUACGCUCGCUCAGUCGUACAUCCAACACCGGCUGGAGAGGGAGCUGGAUAUCGCGGGGGGAGAAAGGAAGACGGUGCCUGGACACACCUGACUGCAGGUGGUGUGCCAGUGAUAUCAUCUAAUGGAGUCCAAGCAGUGGGUCCUACACGCUAUUUUGUGCCUGGCAUCAAUGGAGCUAACUUUUUCAGUCAACGUCAGAAAUGAAUGACCAGGAACCUGAGGGGCCCUAUGCCGUGUGACCCAGAAUACAUUCACAUUCUGCCAGAGACUGUGAAAUCAUGGGCAACGCAGAAAGCCAAAAUGUAGAGCAAGCGUUGUAUGGUAAAGACCAUCCCAGCCUUGGGCGAAAGCACACAUCCCGCUCACUUCGAAUUUCAAACAAAGCCUCUCGCCGCACUCGUCAUGCGUCAUCGGGAAAGCCGGUUCACCGAAAUUCUGAGGUCAGCAAUAGGUCAAGCAGCACUCCCAGCAUCCCACAGUCUCUAGCAGAAAAUGGCAUGGAGCCAUACACUCAGGAUGCCAACCUGGAUGACUACGAUAGCCGAGGUUGGGUGGAUAUGGGCAUGAGGCCGGUUUCCUAUCACACCGAUUCCUCUGUUACACCAAGUUUGAAUAGCAGCACCGUCCUUACAGCGGCCUCCAUGCAGAGCAUGCAGGACUCUGAAGAAAGUAGGCUAUACGGGGAGGAAUCUGCCUAUUUUACAGAUGGGAACAGUCGCUCUCAGCUGUACAUGACAAAUGGGCCAAAUCUCUUGGAUGCUGCCAGUUUUAAGAAGAAACGUUCUAAAUCUGCCGACAUAUGGCGAGAGGACAGCUUAGAAUUCUCCCUCUCGGACCUGAGCCAAGAACACUUAACCAGUACUGAGGAAAUUUUAUGUUCCACCGAAGAAAAGGAUUGUGAUGAAACCAUUCGAAAUGAUCCCGGAGACUCCUCUCAGCAACUGGAUGCUUCCCAACGUGCCAACUCCCUCAGCGACUUGUACCCACAGAAGAGCCCACACUCCAUCAAUGGAGUCCCCAGGAAUAAGUUCAUGAUUUACUGUAGAAAUUUGGUUUCUCAUUCUCCUGAGUCUUUAAAAUACAAACAGGCAACUGCUCCAGCUGAUGAGCCACCAUCAUACAGCAACUAUAACACCCUGCCUUGCCGGAAGUCCCAUUGUCUCUCUGAAGGAGCCACUAACUUGAAGCUCAGCCACAGUAAUAGCAUGCAUGGACGGAGAGCUAAAACAACUCAGGAUGUCAAUACAGGUGGAGAGGGCAGCGAGUUUACAGACAGUGGUAUUGAGGCCACAACCACUGACACCGACUUCAUGUCCAGACGCUCAAAUGCCACUACAUCCAGCUACUCCCCCACUACCAGCCGGGCCUUUAUUGGGAGCGACAGUGGUAGCAGCUCCGGAGAUGCUCUCCUCCAAGGAGUUUAUGAGAAUUUCCGUCGAGAACUGGAGAUGAGCAGUGCCAGUAGAGAAAACUUGGAGGAAGCCAAUUCAGCUCUAAGUGAUGAACAAAGCAGUGGCACUUUAAGCUCUCCUGGGCAGUCUGACAUCCUCCGUACUGCGGCACAAGGGACUGUGCGAAAAGCUGGGGCGCUGGCCGUCAAAAACUUCCUUGUGCACAAAAAGAACAAAAAGGUGGAACUUGCCACCCGCAGGAAAUGGAAACAUUACUGGGUCUCUUUAAAAGGGUGUACACUGUUUUUUUACGAGAGCGAUGGUCGAUCUGGGAUUGACAACAACAGUAUACCGAAACAUGCUGUGUGGGUGGAGAACAGCAUUGUACAAGCGGUCCCGGAGCACCCCAAGAAGGACUUUGUGUUCUGUCUCAGUAAUUCACUUGGGGAUGCUUUCCUCUUCCAGACCAACAGCCAGACAGAGCUGGAGAACUGGAUCACCGCCAUCCAUUCCGCUUGUGCCACCACCGUAGCCAGGCAGCACCAUAAGGAGGAUACGGUCAAACUGCUGAAGUCAGAAAUAAAAAAACUGGAGCAGAAGAUAGACAUGGACGAGAAGAUGAAGAAAAUGGGAGAGAUGCAGCUUUCUUCUGUGACUGACAACAAAAAGAAGAAAACAAUCCUCGAUCAGAUCUUCGUCUGGGAGCAGAACCUCGAGCAGUUCCAGAUGGAUUUGUUCCGCUAUCGCUGCUAUCUUGCCAGCCUGCAGGGGGGCGAACUGCCAAACCCAAAACGCUUACUUGCUUUUGCAAGCCGACCCACUAAAGUUGCCAUGGGCCGCUUGGGAAUUUUCUCUGUGUCCUCGUUUCAUGCCCUGGUGGCCGCUCGUUCAGGAGAGUCCGGUGUGAGAAGACGGACACAAGCCAUGUCACGAUCUGCCAGUAAGAGAAGGAGCCGGUUUUCUUCUAUCUGGGGUCUUGACACAACUUCUAAGAAAAAACAAGGGAGGCCAAGCCUUAAUCAGGUGUUUAAUGAUGGUUCCGACUCUGUCAAGAAAUCGUUAGAAGGCAUUUUUGAUGAUACUACAUCAGAAGACAAGAAGGAAAAAGAGGUGCCUUUGACCAUCGUCCACUCUCACAAUGCUGAUGCUGACAUAUGGGUGCACGAAUACCUGACACCUUCCUGGGUAUGCUUGCCAAAUGACCAACCAGUCCUAAUUGCCAUCCAUCCAGAAGAUACAGCAAAAGAUGCCUUAGAGUUCAUUUGCAAGACUCACCAGUUGGAUUACAAUGCCCAUUAUCUCUGCCUGAAAUUCCUCUGUAACAACCAACAGCAGCAGUAUAUACCAAGACCCGAGGAAGAGAUCUAUGAUCUGCUCUACAAGGAAAUCUCGAUCUGCCCCAAAGUAAUCCGAUAUAUUCAGCUGGAGAAGACUGACUCGUCACAAAACUAUGGGAUCUCUCUGUGCUCUUUGGAGGAGGAAGGCAGACCCCAUCUGUAUGUCCAAAAUGUGAAGCAGUCUGGCUUGGCAUUCAAAAGAGGUUUGAAAAUAGGAGAUGAGGUGAUGGAGAUUAAUUCAGCCGCAGCACGAGAUCUCAACUCUGGGAUGGUAAAAUAUGUCCUGGCCAAACCGUUACUGUGCCUUACUGUCCGUACCUAUCCUGAGUUGGAGGAGAACCGGGCUCUGAUAGGGGCACCGCCACGCCGAUCUGAGUCUGAUUGUAAUGAUUACAAUCUGUUUGCCAGCAGUCGAGGUUGCAGUGAGGAUGAGACGGUAAUUGAGGCAACUCCAGAGGAGAUCGAAGUGCAGCUGGAGGUGACAGACGAGGCUGAUGCUACGGACAGUAGCUCCGAGCACGUUAAUGCAUUUUGUCGCAGCCUCAAUGAGAUGAACUCGCCAGACUCCUGCCUGAGCCCCUCCGAAUUCACAGGAACCCCGCUGGGCACCAUGAGGCAAUUAACGGACGCCGACAAACUGCGCAAGGUGAUAUGCGAGCUGCUGGAGACGGAGCGCACCUAUGUCAAGGAUCUAAAUUGCCUAAUGGAGAGGUACCUUAAACCACUGCAGAAAGAGACGUUUCUCACACAAGACGAGCUGGACGUGCUAUUUGGCAAUCUGGUGGAGAUGGUGGAGUUUCAGGUUGAAUUUCUGAAAACUUUAGAGGAUGGGGUCAGGCUGGUACCAGACCUGGAAAAGCUGGAGAAAGUCGAUCAGUUUAAGAAAGUCCUGUUUUCUCUGGGUGGAUCUUUCCUAUAUUACGCCGAUCGGUUCAAGUUGUACAGUGCCUUCUGCGCCAGUCACACCAAGGUCCCGAAAGUUUUAGUGAAAGCUAAAACAGACCAGCAUUUCAAAGCGUUUCUAGAUGCCCAGAACCCGAAGCAGCAGCACUCCUCAACCCUGGAGUCUUACCUGAUCAAACCCAUCCAGCGCAUUCUCAAGUACCCACUGCUUCUGAAAGAGCUCUACUCGUUAACGGACGCGGAGAGUGAAGAGCAUUACCACUUGGAUGUGGCAAUCAAAACCAUGAACAAAGUGGCCAGCCACAUAAACGAGAUGCAGAAGAUCCAUGAAGAGUAUGGUGCCGUGUUUGACCAGCUCAUAGCCGAACAGACCGGGGAAAUCAAAGAGGUUGCAGAUUUAUCAAUGGGAGAUCUAUUACUACACAGUACCGUUGUGUGGCUGAACCCUCCGACAUCACUUGGCAAGUGGAAAAAGGAUCCUGAACUGGCAACCUUUGUAUUUAAGACUGCAGUCGUAUUGGUGUACAAGGACAGCUCCAAGCAAAAGAAGAAGCUUGGUGGAUCACACAGAGCCUCCAUGUUUGAAGACCGCGAUCCAUUCCGCUUCAGACAUAUGGUUCCUACAGAAGCUCUGCAGCUGCGAGCGCUCACUACAUCAGAUGCUGAAACAAACUCAGUCUGUGAAAUUGUUCAUGUAAAGUCGGAAUCCGAGGGGAGACCAGAAAGGGCUUUUCAUUUAUGCAGCAGUUCUCCAGCGGAAAAAAAGGAGUUCCUGAGGGCAGUGCAUUCUAUCCUACGGGACAAGCACAGGAGGCAACUGCUGAAAACUGAAAGCUUACCAAACUCCCAACAGUAUGUCCCAUUUGGGGGGAAGAGGCUGUGUGCACUGAAGGGUGCUCGCCCUGCCAUGAACAGAGCAGUUUCUGCUCCCAGUAGAUCCCUUGCCCGGAGAAGACGUCUCGUUAGGAACCGCUUCACCAUCGACUCAGACACGGUUUACUCAACAAGCCCUGGCAAAGAGCCUGACCCUGAACCUGAACCCGAACCCAAACCACCUCAGCAGACGAACAACAGCGGUGACACUGACCGCUGGGUGGAGGAGCAAUUCGAUCUGGCCCAAUACGAGGAGCAGGACGACCUGAAGGAAACGGACAUUCUCAGCAGCGAUGAUGAGUACUGCGAGUCCAUCAAAGGCGGCUCUAUGGAGAAGGAUCUAAGCGACCAGCUCGAAGCCACUUCCCUCUCCAAUGAUUCAUUGGAUAACAUAGUCCAAAACACUAUGAGCACUCACGCUUCCCGAAUGACCAAGCUCAAGAAACAGACUGCCUUUUCUGGAAUGAACGGUAGCAUAGAGAGCACCACCGAAGAAGUUAUAUGGGUGAAACGGGAAGACUUUGUACCAGCCAGGAAACUAAACACAGAAAUAUGAUAGUCACUUUUAUCGCUCUGUACAGGUCAGAAUAGGUGACGGCGUUCCAUGCACUGUGGAGAUGUAAUCCUCUAGACUGCACACUUGCACACAAAACGUUGGCAGCUACAUUGGCCGCAGAGCGGUACUGGGUUACAAUAACGCAAAUGCAGAAUCCUGUUACAUAAGCCCAGCAUCCUUCAGUCACUAGCAGGUCGGGGCUGCUAUCAUUAUUAUUAUUAAUUUUUUAUUUAUUAAACAAUCAGGGUUGGACAGAAAAAGGGUAAUAUACAAAAGCGGCAACGAAGACACAAGGCAGCGCCAAGUCUUGUAAAGAGAGCACAAAAGAGGGACUUGUGUUGUGAUCGCUCUGUACUUUGCUCCCUGCACUUUUCCCUCGUUUUAUGAAAUUUGUUGUGUUGAUAUUCCUUUUUGCCCCAUCACUGUAAAAACAUGUUCCGCUACUAUAGCUUUGUAUUUAAAAAAAAAAAAAGUGUUUUAAGGGGUCGUUUGGAAUAUGUGCAGCAAAAACCGUUUUUGUUCUAGUUUUACCUUUUUUACUUUAUUUUUGGCCUAUUCGAUGGUUAUUUAAGUCCUGUUACAAAAUACUUUUAAUUACAUGUCAAGCUAAAAAAAAAAAAGUGUAAUGAUGCCAAACUCUUUAGAGGUGGAAAACUUGAAAAAAGAAAAGCCUAUAGGUCUUUAUUUUUUUCCUUUUUGUAUUUAUAGCUUUUAAAUCCAGGGACACCAGGGGAUAAGGGGCAUUUUAUGUUUUAAGCCUUCAGAGAAGCAGAUAAUCUAGUCUUUCUUAGGAUAUAGGACACACUAGUUUUAUACACAUAUAAAUAUAUAUAUAUUUAAUACAGAGAGCGUGGGGAAAAUAAAGCUAUCCAUAGUUUUACAAGAAGCAUAUCCUAAUUUUUCUAAGUCAUUCUUCCAUUCUGGUGGCAGUGGCACCAGCUUAGACCCAGCCAAUUCAUUAACCAUUCCAAUAGGGCAUCUUAUUACCUGUAUGCUUCAUCCUUACUUUCUAAAUGAGAGGUCCAGUUUGUAUAAUAAAAAACUGCUGGAUCCUUUCCUUCUGUAGCACCUUCGGGACCCUCGUCCUGAUGAUGUUUGCACUGCUUGAGGGACGUAAGUCCAACCAUUCCAAAUAGUGGUAACUUCAGAAAACCAUAAUAACGUGGUAUGUCAAGCCAAAACUUUUUCAAAGAAUGGGAAAUUAUUAGAAUCCCUGUCAGUUUUUUACUGCUAGUCUGGGCUCCGUCUAAGAGAUAUGUUCUCACUUCCCAUCCUGCUGACAAUGUUUCACCAGACAGGAAGUGAGGAGAUCUCUCCGGUAGCAACAAAGACAAAAAAUGCUUUUCUUUAGUAGGAAGACUAAAGUCCCUGGCAGAUUUUAAAUUUCUGUCCAUUUCUCUCACAGCUUUUCCUUCACUUCCUGUCUGGUGGAGCUGUUAUCCGCAGGACAGGAGGUGAACAAAGCCCCCAGAUAGCAAAAAAAAAAAAAAACAACCAGAGGUUCAGAUGCUUGGCCACCAAUUCCAACACGAGAAUAAAACUUUUAAAACUUAAGGUAUAUUUGUAUUGCAGUAUUUUAAUUGAAUAAUAAGUGGCACUUGUGUUGAACUGUGGCUCAAUACCAGUAAACAACAGGUGAUGUGGUAGGCGAUGACUUUGUUUUCACACAAUACUUCUAAAAAAUGUUUUCCUGCAAAAAUGAAGUAAACAUUUCUCCUGCCACCUGCUUCACCGUUUUUUUCCCCCCCAAGAAACGGUCUUUGAAGUGUUUGCUGGUCUCCUGCGAUGCUCAGUAGUGUCACUAAAUACCACAUUGGGGUAGGGGUUGGUGAAAUUAACCACUGAGCAUAGUGUGUGGGGGAGGAACCAAGAAUCCAGCAUUCCCUGAAGAAUUGGUUUCUGAAGAGUCUGGUCGGCAGGAUGGUGGCAGGAGGGGUAGAUGUAUACAGUCUUCUUUCCAUGGAAACCGUUUUUGGAACUUUUAGCAGACAAAUUAGAACUACUAUUUAAAGACCAUCCCAAGCUAAUAUCAGUUUUUUGGUUGUCGUCUCUAGGUCAAUUCUUCCUCCUAUUUUUUUUCUUUUAGUUUAUUUUCACUCAGGGACUCGGCAAGGUCCUCACUAGACAUUCCCAAUCAUGGCUAUUACAAUGCCAAAAUAGGGUGUAAUGCUCUAUUCUCCAUCAAAUAUAUUCAGUUGUUAAAUUCCACAACAAGAGUGUGACACCUGCUAAUCGGCCUGGUAAUGGUAGGUCAGGCCCCAAGAAGUUGGCUAGUUAUAUAAAUAUAACCCACUGGCUUCCAUCCAAAAGCAAUAUAACCAUUUUGGAUGAACGUGCUCUUAAUUUUAGAUUGACCUCCCCCACCCACCAGCCCAUUCACCAAACUACAUGACCGCCACUAUAUUUUUAAUAAAGUUUUAACUCCGUUACGUUGAACGUUCGAGGGUUCAUGUUGUGAAAAGAGUUUGACAUCUUCAUGUUGUGAUAACGUGGUGGAAACAGCUACUUAAGAUUUUCUGUGCCGGGGGCCUCACGGAAAGUGAAAAACCUUUUUGUUGCUUUUUUUUCCUGGUCUUUCCUGGAAUGGUAAGAUGUUAAAGUCAAUAUUCACAAUGCUAGCUAUGGUUCCAUUGUGACGUGUAAAAGUGAGGAUGUAAUCUUGCUACGCUUUGCAGUCCUAGUACAACUUAUUUUUUGGUUGGUGUGACCGUGAAUCUUGCAAUCCAUGAGCAAAAGCUUCUGACCAGAUUUUUUUUUUCUUCUUUUCGUAAUUCUAUUGUCAUACUAUACCAUGCGCGGUUCACUAGUGUAUGCCCCCAACAUGAUAUUCAGACACAGUGACCAGUCCUGUGGUGUACUGUUCCAAGCUGAGAUAUGGUCCAUUGUGAACAACUGGAAUUUCUGGUGCUUUUCUAGGUACCGUUAUAUGUACAUAUUGUCAUGACAUGUCGAUGUCAAAUGUUCUUAUAUAUUUCUUUUAUAAGCUGAAAGAAGGUCUAUUUUUAUGUUUUUAGGUCUAUGAAUGAAAAGUUGUAAAUGCCUGUCAAAAACAAUAAAAUAUGGAAUUAAA
Rana temporaria (common frog) is the source of this 8203-nucleotide messenger RNA. It is a transcript of the gene TIAM1, whose product is annotated as TIAM Rac1 associated GEF 1. Gene Ontology annotation, molecular function: protein binding; guanyl-nucleotide exchange factor activity. The transcript has 29 exons. Gene Ontology annotation, cellular component: plasma membrane; cytosol; synapse. NCBI's taxonomy places the organism in Eukaryota, Metazoa, Chordata, Amphibia, Anura, Ranidae. The coding region runs from base 352 to 5133 and encodes 1593 amino acids. The record is from RefSeq and is a predicted model, not a curated record. Gene Ontology annotation, biological process: activation of GTPase activity; small GTPase-mediated signal transduction; positive regulation of axonogenesis.